Molecule: messenger RNA, 4810 nt
Organism: Spirometra erinaceieuropaei
Lineage: Eukaryota; Metazoa; Platyhelminthes; Cestoda; Diphyllobothriidea; Diphyllobothriidae
Source: the annotation of a GenBank genome assembly
AUGACUUCGCUUUGGUGGACAAUUUCACUUUUGCCCAAGUUGGGAUUCCUCUAUCUCCUCUAUGCCCUCUUUUACUCCAUCCUGAAGUAUACCCUUGGCAGGGCUCUCUUUUCAAAGCGUAAACAGCUGAAAGCUGCCGGCGAUUGGGCAGUAGUCACAGGGGCAGCCUCUGGAAUUGGCCGCGGUUUCAGUCGCGAACUAGCAAAGGACGGACUGAAUGUCCUGCUGGUGGAUGUGAACGCAGAAGGGGUUGCGAAAGUAGCCAAGGAAAUCCAAGAGGAAUUUAAAGUUCAAGCAAACACUUUUGUUGCUGACCUAUCAGAUGUAAGAUUUUCCGUUUAUGGACGUUUUCAAUAGGCACCGUUAGAAUUGUUCGCUAUACAGUGCCCAUAAGUCGUAGUACACGGUCCCCCAAGGUUUAAUGGCGCGAGGUUUAAAAAUUCACCUAAUAAGAAAAGAUUACUAGCUACGCAUCUGCACAGGCAAAGAAAUUUUGAUUUUUUCCUUAUGCAGGUGCUACCCUGAUAAAAGCAAGAUUUUUCACAAUGAAGGAUUUUAGCGAAACGAGUAUUAUCCUCCUCGCUAAACCAUGAUGAAUCUGUCCGCGCCCACAGACGUACCGGAAAGGCUUUUCAGUUACAUUUCAUAGAUGAAGUAAUGAAAAUGUUCUGUACACGUUACGAAGGUAGGACACAAAAGUUGUAAUUUUUCGAGGCGCUGAAAAAGGGAAAAACGUGUUUGCAUGGGGCUACAGAACUGAAAAACGCAAAAUAUAAAUUAGAACCUGUGCAUAUCUUGGAACGUGUUGGUUUGCACACGAUGACUUCUUAAAAGUAUCUCUGACCAUGCUACCGAGACAGACAACCAUUGAGAAGUGAGAGUCUUUCCUCUGUUUUUGAUGGUUAACAGUAGCAACUGUCCUGACAAGAAAUUCAUGACGAAACUCUUUUCAAAACCGCUCUCUGAAAAUAAAUUCUUUAGCUCCAAGUAGUUUAUUACCUCAAAUUAUUUUUUGACAAUUCCCAGUUCGUUUAAUUUUGAUUUUUCCGAAUCCGUCCCCUUAAGACGUUAUAAUUUUUUAUGUUGGUAUUAAGGGACGUCAGAAGCUUCGUGAUAUUGUUGUAUAUUCAUGGUAGAUAAAUACGAUUCUCACGUGACGUGUCGGAGAGGGGAGAAGUGCUCAGGGGGGAGGUUCAUUAAGGGUGUGACAAUUAGAGUAAUGACUUCGAUCAUCCCACCUCAGAGACUCGCGAGUCCUGUUAACAGCUCUCGUUAUGUGGCGCGUUUUUCCCGAUGCACAAGUCAUCAGUGCGACUGCUGGGCUCAGUCGGAUUCCCGUUUUUGAAGAUGGGUGGUCGAAGUUAUUACUUGAAGCGUCAGACCCAAAAUAAACCUUGCCUCCUGAGUACUCCUUCUUUUGCCGUGUCUUAGCAUACUUGGUGAGCAUAUUAGUCUUCUUAACAAUGCCGAUACGAGCGCGGAUACCGGAAUAUAUGCCUUCUAAUACACCCCUGAAAGGUGACUAAGUGAGGAUGCCACUCUAGCUGAGCUGGUUUGUUUUUGGUACCAGACUUAGAGAAGUGAACGUUAGAAAUGAGUUUUCGUGGAAGCGGAAGCGACAGCGACGAGUAGCACACUAUGAAUGUCUUUGACUUACCCGCUUCCCUCGGCCAGCUCCUUCGAUAUCAGGGAAAUUUAAAUUCUAGACCAAUGCAAACGGAGAGUAACGGCAUAAUCGAAAAACCGUCAGUCUUUACAUAAUCUUGUAGUAAUACGACCAAAAAUCAAUGAAAUUACCUAACAAACGAUUCUUUAAAAGAAAAAAACUGAGAAAUUCGUUGGACUCACCGAAUCAGAAGAAUUGCAUGUAUGACGUUUUGGAGGGCUUGGCCAGCUAUCUAUUAUCAAAGCGUUUUGCGCAAAACAAAUUAUACUUCACGGAAAACAUGCAUAAAAAUAUUCAUUCUUUUACUUAUUUGGAAGAUAAUUACGUCUUCUUCAGCUUUUUUACUUGAAGGAAGGUAAUAAUUCGGUUUUAAAAACUUUUCAAAUUCCUGAAUUAUUUUAAUCCGUGAAAUGUCCGUUCAUAAGACAUUUUGCCUCUGCAUUUGCUAAUAUGGCUUGUAAAGUUUAUAAUACGGCUCAAGUCCACUGCCAAAUUUUAUGAACCCCUAAUGGUCACCUUCUAAUACCGUAGAGAUAUAUACGGUUUUUAGAAGAAGAAAAUUGGCUCUCCGGAACAGGGUUAUUUAACUGCUGACGUUUCAAAGAGCUGGGUCGGCUCUUCAUUGUCAAAGCGUAAACUGCACUUAAUCGAUCAGAAAUUUAAUUUAAAAUGGCAAGUUGUGUUGGCCGGCCUCAUGCUGAUCGAUUUUUUCCUCUCCUCCCGCUGCGUCGGCCUCUCGGGAAAUUGUUGACGGGCGUUUUGCCUGUGUGCUUUAUGAAUCACCACUCCGUCGAGGGCAGCUGAUUGGACUUUAGUCGGGCGGGCGGUCGGUCUGCCGGUUCUUGUUCUUCCUCACCGAGUAAGCUCAGCGUCGGGCUAUCACCGUGCGGCCUUCUUAAGUCCGGUGGGGUUGUUUGGUCCUGAGUUCUACGAUUGUAAUGACGUAGGACUUUGUAAGCUGCAGGAAGGUCCAGAUGCCUGUUGAGAGAGUGGGCAUCGGAGAACCACGCCUCGAAAGUUAGCCGUUCUGUUUUUGUGUUGCCUCGGCUUAAGAUGGUAGUCCUCUGGAGUUCAAAAGUAUGCCCCUUUUCUCCAACGUGUGUUGCAAGUUGAGAGUUAGGGUCUAACUUCCGAGUGGCCGAUCUAUGUUUCUGUAGGCGAGUUUGCAAUUUCCACCCGGUUUCGCCCACAUAGUUGCAGUCGCCCUCAUUGUAAUUUAUUUUGUAGAUAACUGCUGAGGUUUCAGCGGGUGGCAAUGGGUCUUUAGGUUGCAUCAGGCGACGUCGAUUUGUUGCUUGUGGUCGAUGGGCUAUGCCUGCUGUGGUGGGUUGUAACAGUCGCGAGACCGCUUCAGAAACCCCUUUAACAUAAGGAAUGGCCCUCCAGACUUCGGGUUGCUGCUCAUUUGGCCGUUGUCUGGGCGCCUAACGUCUGCUUCUCUCGAUGAAAUGCCUGGGAUAACCAUUGGCUUGUGGUUUUGAAACCCGGAAUGCAAUUUUAACGUCAAGUAAAAUUCAAAAUAAUUUGGAAUAAGAAAAGUUUUUAGAACCAUUUUAUACACUUCCCUCAAGCAUAAAAUCUGAAGAAGACCUAAUUUUCUUCAAAAUAAGUAAAAGGAUGUAUAUUUUUAUGCAUAUUUUCCAUAAGUAUAAUUGAAUUUCUAAGGAAAUUGAAAAUCAAUGAGAAAAAUUCAGGCUAUUUGAGUACUUACUCUUUACAGGGUGUGGUUUUUUCAGGCGACCAAAAAGAAGUUCAUUCAAAAGUCGGCAUCCAGACGUAACUGAAUUACUACAGAAUUUCGCAGCACAAUGAUUGAUUUUGCAAUCCUACUUAAGUAAUCUUUUCAAAACGAAAACGCAUUUAAGAAUUUCGGUUAACAUUUCAUGAGUUGGCGCAUCUACUGUAGAUCUUUCUGCGGCUAUAUAGUCCUACGUCAUUACAUACGCCAUGACCAAAAAAAGACGGUCAAAUUGAUUUCAAAAUACCAAGCAAAUACGGCCAGUUGGCUAAUUCACCCGAAAGGGGAGCACAGGUGCGACCAAUCCCAUGUAGGUAAGAAACACACAACGCAGGAUGCCUCCAAGAUUCACAAACAACGACCGGAAGGCCAGGGCAACAAAAGAAGAAAAAGUCCACCAGCUAAGACCACAAAUAAUUCGGCCGUCUGUUUAAAAUUCUGGCUAAUUUUUUUGCGCUAAACCCUCUCAUAGUGGAUAGUCGGCCAAGCCCUCCAAAAUUUCAUCCAUGCAAUUCCUCUGAUCCAGUGAGUCCUACACAUUUAUCGGAUUGUCGACUCGGAUACUUUACGUUUGCUUACCUUAACUGCAUUAAACUGUCCCGGAAAAAAUAUUAAACAUUUAAACAGCCGCACAUAAAUAAUUGGUCAGCUUUGCGGAUGCAGUGCGAUAUCCUUAAAUCUUUAAAAAAAACAUCCUUUCCUGACUGAUUUACAAUAAAACAUUGUAAAUUGACCUUCUUUAAUUUUUACUUUCAUCUGCUUUCAUUUUUCUUGCCGAUUCCGCUUUUUUCUAGAUUCGAUGUUUUAAGGGAUUAAAGGAAGUCAUCGAUGGCCUGUCAUCAGUGGCCUGUCUUAUUAAUAACGCCGGUACAGCAUCAGGCAUGAACGAGCACUUUCUUGACACUGAGAAGUGUACUUUUGAUUCCAUCUCGUUCGUUAUCAACUUGAAUGUUCUGGGCUUCACCUGCGCCACAAAGGCAGUCAUGGAAAAGCUCUGUGAGGAUGCCGCCUCGAGAAGACCUUUCCUCAUCAACAUCAGUUCCAUAAACGCUUUAAUUAAACCACGCGGGUUACCAGUCUACUCCGCCAGCAAGUCCUACGUUAAAACGAUGAGCGAGUGCCUAGCGACGGAUCUAGCAACGCGUGGCGUCCGAGUGCAGACCUACAUGCCCUGUGCUGUGGCAACGAAUCUUGCGAAGGUGUCCCCUAUGUGGCCAAUCAUCCCCUCACCGGAGGAGUAUGCAGCAUCUGCCUUAGACAUGCUUGGAGUUGAAAAAAAUGGCUGCGGCUACUUCUUCCACGACCUUCAUUACUUUGCGUUUAAAGUCUUGCUAACCGCCCGCAGACUGUAUGAUAUCUGGUGCAUGUCAUUUAAAACGCCUAAAGAAUCUGCCAAGAGGGAAUAG